Anopheles marshallii is the source of this 570-nucleotide messenger RNA. RefSeq names its product aprataxin-like. Gene Ontology annotation, cellular component: nucleus. Gene Ontology annotation, biological process: double-strand break repair; single strand break repair. Gene Ontology annotation, molecular function: mismatched DNA binding; single-strand break-containing DNA binding; DNA 5'-adenosine monophosphate hydrolase activity. The coding region runs from base 1 to 570 and encodes 189 amino acids. The transcript has 3 exons. The record is from RefSeq and is a predicted model, not a curated record. NCBI's taxonomy places the organism in Eukaryota, Metazoa, Arthropoda, Insecta, Diptera, Culicidae.
AUGGCAUCUCAAACCUGGGCCGAUGGGCUAAUUCAUGCGAUAAACAACAAAGGAAAGCAAUUGUUCGUUUCGGAUUUGGCCGUAGUCAUCAAGGAUAAAUAUCCCAAGGCUCUUCAUCACUUCUUGGUGCUGCCUUGGAAGGACAUCGAUUCCGUCUAUGAUCUUUCUGCAGAAGACAAUGCAUUGCUGCAGGAUAUGUAUGACCUAGGAUUGCAGGCCGUCGGAACGAGUGGAUUGGCAACUGAUCGGUUCGAUUAUGGCUAUCAUAUGAAACCCUCGAUGAGGCGCUUACAUUUACACGUCAUCUCGAAGGAUUACCAUUCGACCUGCCUGUCGCACCGUUACCAUUGGAACGCAUUCAACACAGAGUUCUUAAUCAAGCACGAACAUGUGAUAGAAAAACUACAGGCACAGGGAAGUAUCGACCGCCCUUCGAUGCAGUACAUUAUGCAGCUGCUUGAAACACCAUUGCGCUGUAAUCAGUGCUCGUUUAGACCGAAAAAAUUUGCCGACCUCAAACUACACCUACAACAACACGUGGAAACAGAAUUGGGCAGUACAGCCAGCUGA